AUGAAGUUGCUUUCUUCAACUUCUAUGUCGGCCGUGGUAGCCACCGCGCUGGCUUCGCCUUCGGUGACCAUUGAUGCGGGCAACAUCCAAGGUGGAAUGUGCAGCGGAGGGCAAGGUGUGGCCUACUACAAGGGCAUUCCAUUCGCGGAACCGCCUGUCGGGGACCUGCGGUUCCAACCUCCCCAAGCCUACAACAAGAAGUACACAAAUGGAGUGCUCAACUCAACUGGAUCAGCUCCAACUUGUAUCCAAUUUGGAACUCAAACCGUGCCCGAUGGACCGAAAUCCGAAGAUUGUCUUUACUUGAAUGUUUGGGCCCCAUCCGAUGCCACCAAAGACUCACAAUUGCCCGUCAAGGUUUUUGUUUUCGGUGGAUCUGACACUGAAGGUGGCAUUGAGUACCCUCUGUAUGACGGCUGUAACUUGGCCGAGAAGGACACAGUUGUCGUAUCACUGAACUACAGACUGGGGCCUCUCGGCUUUUUGGCCCUUGACAGUGCUGGAAUUCACGGUAACCAGGGAAUUCAAGAUCUUAUUGUUGGAUUUGAAUGGGUCCAGAAGAGCAUCUCUGCCUUUGGCGGCGACCCCGUUCUCGCUUUCGGACAGUCAGCUGGUGCAACAGACGUUUACACUAUCGCGACUCUUCCUCGGGCACCAUCUCUCUUCAAGAGUGCCAUCGUGGAAUCGAUUGCCCUUCCCCAAUUGACAAACAAAUCGGUUGCCCAAAAGCUCGGUGUCUCAAUUGCCAAACAGCUUAAAUGCGGUGUCAAGGAUAAAUCAUGUCUUCAAUCGGUAUCCUCGGCCGAUCUUCAGAAGGCAUUCUAUUCUAACACAUAUAUGAACUCGGGGGUCGGGGGACUCGAGGGAAUUGGUAAUUCCAACAGCCAGACGCCGGAAUUCUGGCCAAUCGUGGACGGCAAAGUUAUCAAAGAAAAUCCUCUGACUCGCGGAGCACAAGUUCCUACAGUCUUCGGUUUCAACCAACUGGAGGGCGCUUUGGAUGCUAUCGGAAAAUGGCCAUCACCUAAGCUCAUUGCGAACCUCACGGCAGCCGAUUACAAGAACUUCCUCCGCGGAGACUGGGGCGCUGCAGCUUCCACGAUCGAGAAAUACUACCCAUUCUCUGAAUUUGAAUCCGCUGUCAAGAAACUCGGACUGUCGGCCGGGUCUGCUGUUUUUGAGGCUGUUGCACGAGUUCUUACAGACGCACAUUUCAAAUGCCCUACAUACGAGAGUGCUGUCGCAUCCGCACGUAACGGCCACCCUGUCUGGGCCUAUGAAUUCACUCACAACUCCACCUGUGCGUGGUUGGACACUCUCACUGCUCUCGGAGACGAUGUAUCAUUCAUUGGCGCCGCCCAUACGGCUGAGCUUCCAUUCGUUUUUGGCAAUAUGAACUUCACAUAUCCCAGCAAGAACUAUACCUGCAACAGCUCGCAAGCUGAGCAGACUAUGAGCAAGGAGAUGAUCGGCUUAUGGACUGCGAUGGCGGAUGAAGGCAAGCCCUCGACUGAUACUAUUCAAUGGCCGGAGUUCAAGAUCACAACAUCGGGCGCGAAUACCCCGGGAAUGAUCUUCGGUAACUCGAGUACCGCUGGCCCAAUUGAUUUUUCCGUCUGCAAGCUUUGGGCUCAAAUCACUGCCAAGCUGGAUGGAAGCAAUACCACCGUCGCGGCAUUGUCGCCUUCUAGCAGCAGUUCAAAGCAUGCGGCAUCACCAACUAGUGCUUUUUCUAGUGGCGAAAAAGCUGCUCCCGCUUCAAUGAGCCUGUUGAUCUAUUUGGGUACCCUCACGAUGGGAGCGACUAUGCUGUUGUGA
Molecule: messenger RNA, 1818 nt
Organism: Penicillium olsonii
Lineage: Eukaryota; Fungi; Ascomycota; Eurotiomycetes; Eurotiales; Aspergillaceae
Source: the annotation of a GenBank genome assembly